Messenger RNA from Tachysurus fulvidraco (yellow catfish), 3057 nucleotides. It is a transcript of the gene scml4, whose product is annotated as Scm polycomb group protein like 4. Bases 407 to 1846 code for a protein of 479 amino acids. The transcript has 10 exons. Gene Ontology annotation, molecular function: protein binding. Lineage: Eukaryota; Metazoa; Chordata; Actinopteri; Siluriformes; Bagridae. The record is from RefSeq and is a predicted model, not a curated record.
ACAAUUUCUGGAGCGGUGUGUUACAUAAACAGCACUGAAUGACGAAAAAAAAAGCCCUAAAGGCGAACAGGACUUGGUGUUGAAUCGAGGAGCUUUCCAGCUGCAGGUCUCUGCUCAGAGAGAAGGAGGAUGAUGAUGAUGAGGAUGAUGAUGGAGGGAAAAUGAUGCAGAUGCUUUUUUCUCCUUCAAACGGAUUUAUUCGGCAAUCCUAUACUGGCGUUUUUGGUCAUUUGCACCGGGCCUGCGGGCGCGCGCAGAUCAGCAAACCGAGCUCGAGGCUUCCGGGGCCGGUCGGUCGGUCGGUCUGUCGGUCCGUCUGCACGCGCUUCAGACUCAUGAGGACCAAGUCACAGCCAUAACAAACGCUGAGUGUAAUGUUAGGGCUGGAGUGUGUGUUACCAAGGGAAUGAGACUGCGUGGCAGAGAUCUGGAAGAUUCCACCGGCUCCUGGAUACCGAGCAUCCUGCGCGUGCAGACUGUCAGGCUUCGCCUUCGCCUCGAUCGCCGCACCGACAGGGGGCGGAGCCUCUGGCAGCUGGUUGACCUGAGCGGAGAGACGAGUGGGCGGGGUUUAUGGAAUAGGACUCCGCCCACUUGUUCACAGAGUCUGAUGAGUAUUCCUACAGCAGCGUCUGGACAGACAGGGGGUGGAGACAUGCAGUCACCUGGGGCAAUAAGCCCCUCCUUCCUCCCACCUUCAACGGGAAAGGUUCCGGGUCGCAAGAGGGGAAGGCCGCCACUCAAAAGGCAUCCUGAGUAUCAGAAUCGCUACCCAGAAUCCCUCCCUCCCAUCAAAGUGCCUAAGAAGAGAGGGAGGAAGCCUGGAUUCAAGCUGAAGUCCCGGUUGGCGAUGACUCCAUUGGCCAUCUCCCCUCCCAGCAGCACUCCAGAACCAGACAUGAGCUCCAUCCCUCAGGACGCUGCCACUGUUCCUCAUUCGGCCACACCAGAGGUCCUUACAGUGUGUAUCUACGUGAAUAAGCAGGUGAACACUGGCCCGAAUCUGGACAGGCAGAAAGUCAUGCAGCUUCCCGAUCAUCUGGGCCCCGCGCGACCCUCCGUGGUGCUGCAGCAGGCCGUGCAGGGUUGCAUCGACAGCGCUUACCAGCAGAAAACAGUCUUUACCCUGCUCACACAGGGCUACGGAGGAGAAAAAAUAUCAGCCACUUUUGACGGCAAGCAGCACCUUCUGAGUCUGCCAGUGGUGAACAGUGUGGGUUAUGUCCUUCGCUUUCUAAAAAAGCUCUGCCGGAGCCUUUUGUGCGAGAACCUCUUCAGUGAUCAGCCAAUUGCACCUUCCUCGUCUCCCUCCUCCUCUUCUUCGGCUCACACAGACAAGCAUUCAGACGAACAAUCCAAGUCGACAGACUCUAUGGUGGAUGAUUACCACUCUGAAGCAGUCGAGUCCAAGCGCUACUCGGUCGACCAUACUGACACGUCCUUUGGUGUAAUGACAUCACCAUACAUAGCCUCGAAAUCCAACUACGGGUUUCGCUCUGGUGCCACCUACUCUUCUGGGGCAGUUUGCAGACCGGCUGCCAGUCCCAGUUCAUUCCAGGAAGGAAACAGAAGUGCCUACAGUCCGUCCCCAGAGGCAGGUGAGUCAAAGCCUCCUCCGAGUAAAGACCCGUCCCGGUGGAGUGUAGAGGAGGUGGUGUGGUUUAUCAAAGAUGCAGACCCUCAGGCUCUCGGUCCACAUGUGGAACUCUUUCGGAAACACGAGAUUGAUGGAGAUGCUCUCCUGCUGUUGAAGAGUGACAUGAUCAUGAAGUACCUGGGACUCAAGCUUGGUCCAGCACUCAAACUCUGUUACCACAUCGACAAGUUAAAACAAACCAAGUUCUGAAAUGCUGAAAGGCCAUUACCACAACCUUGAUUCUACUUGUCCCACACACACAUAUACACACACACACACACACACACACACACACACACACACAAAACACACACAAGCAUGCUUAUCUCCUUCUCACAAAUGCAAACACACAGUCUCACACACCGUGACGGACCACUUACUUGGUUUUCAUUAGUGUUCUUCAUAUGUUCCUCACCUACCAAGUGCCCGUGGACUUUUAAAAUUUCUGUGAUUAUUUUGGACACUAAUUGACAAUUCCAUUGAGCUUCUUUCAACAAGAACUGACAGCAUGAUGAGCCAUCUAUGAUGACAGUUAGAACUGGGACUUUCACAGAGCUUUUGGAAUUAUGCAUACUGAAGUUAGAUAAAGAUAAGAAAAAUUUAAGGAAGUACAAUAAAUCGGACUUGGAUAACAAAAUCCUGCCUUGUCAUGGACUGGACCCAUAUAGGUUUGUAAACUUCACACAACCUUUGGAUCGUCUAUCGCCACUUUGUGGUCAAACAAAGACAUUACAGGUUGUGACGUUGGAUCCCAUUUUUCCAAGAGCAGCUAAACAAGACUUGAUCAUACUUAAAAGUGAAGUCACUGAAAUCUGAAAUUCUAACUUUUCAAACACACAACAGGGCUAUUACUGGUUUAACCAGCAGCGACAUACAGGCACCGUGGACCAAUCAUAAAAUACAAUAUGGGUUUUGCACAGAUUAGAGCAUCACGGUUUCAAGCUUCACACGGAAAAAUCUGCAUUUGUAUCGCAAACCAGCACUGAGAGCAUGCAUUGCAGUACAAUCCUGGGUUUCAACUGAAAGGACCAAAUCCCUUGUAGAACCAUGGCAAGUUUCUUCUGUUUACCGAAUCCCACAUUCACCUGCCUCAGUUCAGAUCAGUAAGGUGCACAUAUUACAUAUUACAGGUGAAGAUAUUGGGAAAUGGAUUAGUCUUUCGGUUAGAACAUCUCUGAAGAUCAUCAUAUACAAUGUUUUACUAAUAAAAAUACUACAGAAGGUUCAAUAUUAUACUGAAAUACAUAAAUAGUGUGUUAAUAUACAGUACUAGCAUGCCGAUUCAGCCCAAAACCUCUACUAGGUUAAUUUUACCAGAAGAGUGAAGGCCACAAUUCACUGGUUAUUAUUAUUAUUAUUAAUUUUAUUAUUAUUAUUAUUAUUAUUAUUAUUAUUAUUAUUAUUAUUAUUAUUAUUAUUAU